Molecule: messenger RNA, 977 nt
Organism: Lymnaea stagnalis (great pond snail)
Lineage: Eukaryota; Metazoa; Mollusca; Gastropoda; Lymnaeidae
Source: the annotation of a GenBank genome assembly
ACACCCACGCUGUUCCACUAUCUGCCGCAGCAGUCUGGCAUCAGACUGUGGGUCAUCAUUGGAAGCGUUGUCGCUGGACUUGUGCUUAUAACAAUACUGGUUAUCAUUCUUUGGAAGGUAGCAUUUGUUUAAACCCAUUACUAUAUAAAAGAAGUAGAUUAUAUUUACUGCAAAAGAAAUAGAUCAGUUCAUACUGCUAUAAGAAUUAUUGUUAACUUUGUUUUUGUAGAUUUGUGAUCAAAUUCCUAAAACGAAAUAGGUUACUCAACAAGAACAAUACACUUCAAAAUAUCAAUAAAUAUUGUGUCUAACGAUCCAUUAAAUUAGUCACUAAGCAUUUUGAAAUUUGAUCAAAUGAGAGAUAAUCAAGUUAUUUUUCAAUAAGAAAAAAAAUAUUUUCCUUAUUGUUCCCUCAAUGUUUAUCUCCCUUUUAAAAUAAAUUUAACUCUCUGGCUUCGAUGAAUCCUUUGCAAUUAAACAAAUGCAUCAUAAUUCUACACAUGAUAAAUAGAUUCAAAUAUAAAAGGAUCGGGCAGAAUACUAUUUAAGAAAACUUAACCUGAGCCAAAAUAUAACCAGUGGCAAUAAUAUUUUCCAAUGUCAUCGAUUUUUUUUGUUGAAAAUAUUAGUUAAAACUUUUGAUUUUUCCUUUUCCAUUCCCAUUUUUUUGACUUCGAACAAUUCCCUGUCAUGCUCAUCUAUUUUUGUCUCUCAUUCAUAUUUUUUGACUUCGAACAAUUCCCUGUCAUGCUCAUCUAUUUUUGUCUCUCAUUCAUAUUUUUUGACUUCGAACAAUUCCCUGUCAUGCUCAUCUAUUUUUGUCUCUCAUUCAUAUUUUUUGACUUCGAACAAUUCCCUGUCAUGCUCAUCUAUUUUGUCUCUCAUUCAUAUUUCUUUACUUUUAAUCUCAGUUUGGAUUUUUCAAACGUACAAAACGAAUGGAACUUGAAGAUUAUAAGAGAGAGGCCAAGAGACAG